AUGCUGCACGAGGGCAGCUCCCUGCGCUUGUUUUUCGACGACCUCUGCUGUGAGAUCACCUUCAGCACGGUGCUCGAAGCCAGCGAGUACUUGAGCGAGGCCGCAGCUCUGUGGAAGAAGAAGUCGGCCCCAAAAAACGCAUCGAUCAAGGCUCCGGAGGUCCUGCCAAAGCCUGCACCCGAACCUCCCAGGAAGAAGCAGAAGAUCGACGACGAUGGCUUCGAGGCCAUGUCGAACAUGAACAAGCUGAGAAUCAGGAGCCCCGUCGCGGAGUCCCUGAGCUACAAGCGGGCGGUCCUGGAUUCCAAGGUGGUGACGAAGACCUCCGAAGAUCUGCCCCUGGCGCGGCCGAGCCAGCCACUGCGGCGCAUGCAGCCACAAAGGAAUGCGGUUCUACAGAGGAAAGUGUCCAAUCCGCUGCAGGACUCCUCCGUCUACCACGGCUACCGAUCCUCCUUGGCCUUCGGGCUACAGAACUUAGGCAACACGUGCUACCUCAAUGCGGUCACCCAGGCCGUAGGCGCAUCUCGCGAGUUCGUCGCAGAGCUGACGUCCAUGGCAACGCGAUGGCCCCAUUGUACCAACGGCCCGCUCUUCAAGUGCAGCGUUGAUAUCCUGCAGCGCUUGCAGGCGGCGCAGAAUGCACCGCUGAGCCCUGCCAAGCUUCGAGAGCAGAUCGCGAUCGCCGCGCCAAUGUUCAGAGGUAGCGGUCAGCAAGAUGCCCACGAGUUCUUCUUGGAGUACAUCAACCAGCUUCACGACGAGCUUUUGAGGGGUCACAAGGACUGGCUGGCCCGGACGUCGGCGGAGGAUCAAGAACCUGUGCUUGCCACACAGAACCACUUCGAUGCGGAGCUGCUGAAGCAACUCACGUGCACGCAGUGUGGGAAGCCGCGGCAGGUGAUUGAGCGGUUCCGAGACUUCUCUCUGGACUUCCGCACUGACGCCAACCCGCUCUCCAUCGAGGCUAUGUUUCGCAGCUACUUUGACGCAGAGACUGUCGAGGCGAAAUGCGAGCACUGCGAAGCCACGUCGGCCCUGCUGGAGACGCAGCUUACCGAGGCCCCACGGCUCUUGGUUUUGCACCUCAAGCGCUUCGUUCCGAACGUUGAGAAGCAGCGCUACGAGAAGCAGCAUCAAUCCGUCCAGAUCCCUUACAUGUUGGAUGUGGAAAACAUCCUUGGCAAGGGCAGCGCCACAGGUGUGUCGCCGGCACGACUCCCGGCGAGGCCGCUGGCAUCCACUGCCACGCCCGCUGCCGGAGCUCCGGCCUCCGAGGCUGAGCCGGCAGAAGCGCUGGUGUACAAGCUCCGUGCCAUCGUCUCACACGAAGGGGCAUCGCCCAGGUCUGGGCACUACGUCUGCUUCGCGGAAUCUGCCAAAGGGGAGUGGAGCCUCUUUGACGACUCCCGCGUGAAGCAGUUUGCUCCUGGCGAGGAGCCAUGGACAACUUUGGGAAGCAAAGCAUAUAUGCUGCCGCUUGAGCAGCACUGA
This is a messenger RNA of Symbiodinium sp. CCMP2592, 1494 nucleotides long. The record is from the annotation of a GenBank genome assembly. Lineage: Eukaryota; Dinophyceae; Suessiales; Symbiodiniaceae.